AUGGCAUCUUCAAACACUUCCUACUCUCCCUGCGCUGCCUGCAAGUUCUUGAGGAGGAAAUGCAUGCCAGGCUGCAUCUUCGCACCCUACUUCCCACCAGAGGAGCCUCAGAAGUUCUCUAACGUCCAUAAGAUAUUCGGAGCAAGCAACGUCACCAAGAUCCUCAACGAUCUCCUCCCCCACCAGCGAGAAGAUGCGGUCAACUCCCUUGCCUACGAAGCCGAGGCUCGCAUCAAAGAUCCAGUCUACGGAUGCGUUGGGGCAAUCUCCGUCCUCCAGAGGCAAGUCCAGAGGUUGCAGAAGGAGCUUGACGCCGCAAACGCCGAGCUGCUUCGUUAUGCUUGCAACGACAUUCCGACAGGGAUGCCUGUGGGGCCGCUGGUAGCGCCACCCUCAUCGGUUGCGACCCACCAAGGAAUUGAGUUUCGUAGGGUGAUUGCGAAUGGGGGAGGCUCCUUCUUUCCAAUCACUGGUUUGCCCAUUUCUUUUCCUCCUGCGUGGGGUGGUACUACUCUCUCUGCAGACCUGGGUGAAAGGCAAAGAAGGGAGAAUCACAUAUGA
Messenger RNA from Spirodela intermedia, 561 nucleotides. Lineage: Eukaryota; Viridiplantae; Streptophyta; Magnoliopsida; Alismatales; Araceae. The record is from the annotation of a GenBank genome assembly.